UUCACGCAUGUGCAGUCGAUGCAGCUUUGUCGCUGCCAGUAUUUCUGCACAACACAGAACCGCACGCAUAGAAAGCAAUAGGUUACGCUCUCUCAUUCAAAGACAUGUCUUCAAACAGUCAAAAACGUCGGCAAAUUACAGGUGGCGAUUUAAGGAAAAAUGCUCCUUCACCAUCGCACUAUGGUAGGAAACGUGGAUCAGAUGGACAACUAAGGUCACAAGGAGACCCACAACCUUCUCUUGGAGCAAAGGGAGAACACAGACACACAGACAACAGAUCUGAAAGGCAAGCUAGUUUCACUACUCCGGAGACUGUUCGACCCUUAUCAAGAUGCAAAGAUUGGGGAAGUGAGGUGGAAGAGAGCGAGAUGAGAAUGAGCGUUAACCGUGAUAUGCAGAGAUACAGAAGGAGAAUUCUCACUGCAGAGUUUUCCUCUAGAGAAAGAAAAGUCUCCUCAGGAAGCUGUGACUCAAGAGACUCUGCUAGUCCUACAGAAUUGGAAACCGAUGAGAAUGUUCUACUAAGGAGGCAAAAACAAAUAAAUUAUGGAAAGAAUACCCUUGCUUAUGAUCGAUACAUCAAGGAAGUUCCAAAACAUCUCAGACAGUCAGGAGUCCACCCCCGAACUCCAAACAAAUUCAGGAAGUACAGUCGCCGCUCAUGGGAUCAACAGAUCAAGAUGUGGAAGGUUAAACUCCACACCUGGGAUCCCCCUGCUCAAGAUGGAGACCUUCAAGCUAUAGAACAAAUUGACCUUGGUGAAGUCAUGGAUAUUGAGUUGGACCCAGAUGGGGAAACUUGCAAAACAUCUGCAGGAGAUGAGAUGGAUUGCUUCUCUGUAACACCAAGAAAAAUGAAGAAAACUGAGGAACUGCCACAAGUGUAGAAGGCACAGAAUGCAGACACAAUGUUCAGUGGAGUAAAAGCAAGUAUUACUGGCCUGCAAUUUGAGAAUUCCAAACCAACCAGAAACAAUUGUUAUUAUUCCGAUCAUACAAUUUGUAAUUUUACUGUCCUAAACUGGGAAUUGCUACUGUUUUUCUUUUUCAUUCUUUUUUUAAGGCUGAUGUUGGUCAAAUGUUUGCUUUUAAAUACUUUGUCAGAUGUAUGAGAAGUUUGUACAUACACUUAUUUAGACUUUGUUUUAAUGAUUGUUAAAAAGUAAUAUGUGUAUUUUCUUGUAAUUAGAAAUGGUUCAACAUUUUGUAAGUAAUAAAUUUGAAGUAAAUAAGA
Messenger RNA from Alosa sapidissima (American shad), 1234 nucleotides. It is a transcript of the gene slbp, whose product is annotated as stem-loop binding protein. Gene Ontology annotation, biological process: mRNA transport; mRNA 3'-end processing by stem-loop binding and cleavage. Gene Ontology annotation, molecular function: histone pre-mRNA stem-loop binding; mRNA binding. NCBI's taxonomy places the organism in Eukaryota, Metazoa, Chordata, Actinopteri, Clupeiformes, Clupeidae. The transcript has 8 exons. The record is from RefSeq and is a predicted model, not a curated record. Gene Ontology annotation, cellular component: histone pre-mRNA 3'end processing complex; cytoplasm. Bases 105 to 887 code for a protein of 260 amino acids.